AUGAAAGUAUUCACUAAUCCUGAAGAAGAGAGCAACGCAAGGAUGAUGAUCAGUGCAGCCGUCAGAUCCGGGAAUGGAGAAGCAGCAUGGCAUUUUGUUGAGAAUCCGUAUAAUUUACGUAGAGAUUCUGCUCCUUUUGGAGAUCGGGAUAUUGCUAGAGCUAAAAGCACAAGUCGAAAUGGUGGCCUCUAUGCUAUCCGCAAAAUCUUUGCUGUUGCUGAAGAAAUGACCGAGCCGGUCAUCAGCAUGACCAUUGGUGGAUACAGUUGCGAUGUACAGGAGAUCCCUGCAAAAGUUGCGAGUCAGUGA
Messenger RNA from Gongylonema pulchrum, 309 nucleotides. NCBI's taxonomy places the organism in Eukaryota, Metazoa, Nematoda, Chromadorea, Rhabditida, Gongylonematidae. The record is from the annotation of a GenBank genome assembly.